GUUUGAUCGUUAAGAUGAGAUGCCGUUAAGAUAACUUCAGCCUUCAGUCCAUAAAUGGGCACGUGAGGUCGCCCGUCCACUGAAGUGUCUGUACGUGUGCAGUACAUCGUACUGUUAGAACCUAGCUCCUCCCUCUGAACUUUGGAAACGUUUGUGCUUUCUGCUGCUGAACGUUCACAUGUUCUCUUCUCUUCGCCUCAGCCACAAAAAGAGCAUCAUGACAAGAGCGUCAGAUGUCUUCAUUUUGCUGUUCCUCCUCCUCUCAGGGGGGAGGGCCUUCAUGAUUCACAACACCCACCACAGCCUCUGUCUGGAGGACUCACCUUCAGGUCAGGUACUGUUGAAGAGGUGCAGCCUGGACUCAGAGGACCAGCAGUGGGUGUGGACGUCAGAGGGACAGCUGAUGUGCGUUGGAUCAUCCAGGUGUUUGUCAGCUGAGCAGAAAGACUCGGUGAAGAGCAGCUCCUGUGAGGGGCCGGAGGGGGAGGCAGCGGGGUUACUGUGGGACUGUGACAGGGACAGACUGGUCAGCCGGGACACGUCUCUGCUGCUGUCAACUGAUGGUCAUCGCCUGACCCUGAGUCUCCAUGGACAACACUCAAGGUGGAGAUCUGUGGACAAGGGCGACAUUUGCCAGGAAAAACUCAGACUCAGGAGGUCAUCCGAUGAUCCAGAUGAUUUUCAGGUGGCUGAUGACAAGGCAGCAGAAGUCGACAGUUUGACUGAGGAACAGAAGGCGUAUCUUCGCUGGUACUAUCGAACGGAGGAUCCCUCAACAUGGAAGUUUGUUCUGCUCGGUGUGGCCUUCGUCUGUCUCCUUAUUGGUUUUCUGCUGCUGGGCAUGGGUUCCAUGGCCAACAAGAGCAGAAAAAAGAUAGCAAAGUACAAGGCAGCAGCAGCAGGAUCUCUGAUCAGGAAAAACGGAACUGAGGAGCUGCAGAUGGUCUCGCCCCUCAAAGAAGACGGAAACUUCAAACCUCCACCAUCUCCAGUCAUGCUGGGAAGCAAAACCGUCUCCACCAAUGGAGAGGUGGAUCAGCUCGGAGCAGGAGCUAUCACGAUCACAUGGAAAGAUGGAAACACCUCCUGUCUGUACCCUGAUCCUGAGGCUGAAGCACAGGAGGAGGUGGAGGAGGAAAAACAGGAGGUGGUGGUGUCGGUCGCGGAGACCCAUGCUUACGAUGAAGCAAAGAUGAUGGAGUGAAGAGUUGAGAUUAAAGAAUGGAUGGAUCAUCUCAGCACAGGGCGGAGGAAGUGGUAUUACAGUAGAGUUACUGGUUUGAUACUCAGAAGUUACAGCACAUACGUACUGUACUCAGCAAUCCUACAGGUGUCUUUUUUAUUUUUCUAAAGUGUCUAAUAAACAAUAUAUCAUAAA
Messenger RNA from Cynoglossus semilaevis (tongue sole), 1378 nucleotides. RefSeq lists its product as uncharacterized. The transcript is spliced from 6 exons. The record is from RefSeq and is a predicted model, not a curated record. Gene Ontology annotation, biological process: bile acid and bile salt transport. NCBI's taxonomy places the organism in Eukaryota, Metazoa, Chordata, Actinopteri, Pleuronectiformes, Cynoglossidae. Bases 179 to 1204 code for a protein of 341 amino acids. Gene Ontology annotation, molecular function: protein heterodimerization activity; transmembrane transporter activity. Gene Ontology annotation, cellular component: plasma membrane.